Messenger RNA from Stylophora pistillata, 1877 nucleotides. RefSeq names its product UPF0415 protein C7orf25 homolog. Lineage: Eukaryota; Metazoa; Cnidaria; Anthozoa; Scleractinia; Pocilloporidae. The record is from RefSeq and is a predicted model, not a curated record.
UUCCAGUCUGCUAACGGUUAUCAUUGGUCAAAAUGGCGGAGAAAGUGUUUCCAGAGAAGUUAGUAUCAGAGAGGAUAGACAAAAUACAUGAAAUGUUGUAUAGGUGCAAUACACUAGAGAAAACAAUAGAAGGAUUGACGAAGCUACAGAGAAAGCUAUUAGCAGAGUUGAAAUUCUUAACAUCCUUAAAAAGCUCUGAGCUGACAUUGAAGCACCCGCACAUCAAAAGCACCAAUCUUUGAUUCCUCGAAGCUGUGUUAGAGACUGUGGAAAGUGAAGGCAAUGUUACUGCUGUGUUCAAGCCAUUUUCUUUUGUGGGCAACAAGUCAAUACAGUUAAGUUGUACUGUGGAUAUUGUUUGCAAAAGUGGCUGUUGUUGGAUUAAGGUUACUGCAAGAAAUGCUUCUGCAUUACACAGGACAUGGCAAGGGCAAGGAAACUUUGGUGAAAAAGACAUUAUCCACCAAGCAAAGGAGUUAUUAGAAGCAAGCAAGCAACACCCUGUAAAUUAUUCACCUCCAGUUGUUAUAAUUUCCUGUUGUCAGGGCAUCACAGAAUCUCUGGCAAAAGCUUUGAGAAGCACGGGUAUUUGUGUCAAAGGAAAACUUUUACCAGACCCCGAGAAAGGUGCUUUGGCUGGUACAUGUAAUGAUGACACAUUUACUGAUAACAGGCUUCCUGCUGAAUUUUAUGAAUUUGAAUGUGCUUCUGUUAAUCUUGAUGUCACCACCAUGAUUGCCUAUGUAUCUGCAUUGACCAAUGGAGGCUGUGGAUUCAUCUUCAAGGAGGCCAUUUUGACCAAACAAGCAAAAGAAGAACAGCAUAAUCCAGUACUUCCAAAGUUAAAGGCUUUCUUUAAAGGGAAAAAGUUAUUUGCAUGUCAGUCAGCAGUAAGAGACUUCAGCGCCAUUUUACAAACAAUUGGUGGUCAUAACGAACAGGAGCGGGCCAGGGCUCUCCUUGAAAAUGUUACAGUUGUUGAGGAUAAUCCUUCAACUAGGUCCCUUAGUAUGAGCACAAGUGGAAGCAUUAAGAACCUCGGUACUAGAGGUACUGAGAGGAAUAAGUUUGAUCGUGCACACAGUAGUUCCAGAAAAGUAUCGCUUUUGGAAAACCAGAGUGGGGUAUGCAAAAGACCCAUUGCAGUUGAAAGUGGGCCUCAAGGAAAAGUGCUCGUGUUAGACUAUGACAUCGAAUUCGGAGAGACUCGUCUCGUAGAAUUACGUUUGCAUCAACCAGUUGAUGUUCACGUUCGGAAAGAGACAUUCAAGGAUGCAAGGGACCUUUGUUUUACCAGUGGUAUAGUUUUCGUUUCUGAAAGAGGAUCUGGGGCAAUCCGUGUUAUUGACUUGGAAGGCAAAGUACGUUUAAAGCCGGAGGGCCUGAAAUCGCGAGCAGAGCUACUUUCACGGCUGGGUCGUUUUAGCUUGCCACAGGAGGGCACAAUGCCAAUUCUUGGGAAGCGACUUGCGACACAUUUACAAGCCUUAGCUGCACAAGUUAAGAACCCAGAAAUCAUCCAGCUUAACACGCCUUUAGUAAAACCAACGUCAAUUUGCGUGGCGAGUACGGACAUCCUUUUGUGUGCGGAUGACGAACACCAAAGGAUUAUUCAAUUGGAACUAGGCUAUAAUGGGGUUGCCGUCGUUGGUACUAGCAUGCGAGAAAUAAAUUAUCCAGAUGGUGUUUCAAGUAUUGAAUCUCUGUGUGGAGACGGUCAGCACACGUGGCUGCAUCUGGUAAAGCAGGUGGGUUAUACGACUGUGACCUCGCAAAUUCAAACGUCAAACAGCUCUUGCGGAAUUCGUCCGAUUCAUGCUGUAAAAUCAAGAGGCUGUGUCAUUAUGGCGACGUCAUUGUCUUCACUGACAUUGUAG